AGUCAAGUCAACAAAAUUGGAGCCUCAAAAAUCGAGAAUGAAACUGCUUCUCUCGCGGAGAGAACACACACUCAUAAUUAUUUGAUUCACGCACAAAAACAUGGUCUCGCAUUGCUUCUUAUGUUUACACUUCCCAUGUUUUCUUCUCCUCGUUUCCGUUACAUGUUGUUUUUCUCACCCUUCUCUCUUGGGCAUACACCCUCUAGACGAGAAAUAUUACAGCUCUCAGGUGAUCAAGUGUAAGGAUGGAUCAAAAUCCUUCUCCAGAGACCGUCUCAAUGACAACUUCUGUGACUGCCCUGAUGGCACCGAUGAGCCUGGAACUUCAGCUUGCCCCAAUGGAAAAUUUUAUUGCAAAAACCUUGGUAGCAAGCCACAGUUUAUAGUUUCUUCUCAUGUUAAUGAUCAUUUUUGUGAUUGUUGUGAUGGGAGUGAUGAAUAUGAUGGAAACAUUUGUUGCCCCAACACUUGUGUCAUGGGGGGGAACGCUAAGUACACGAUUAGCAAUUGCAAGCCAAAAGCAAGUCAAAAUGGAGUGAAGUCAGAGGAAUCAAUUUAUAACCUUACUGGUUUGAAAUUGGCAAUUAUUCUACAAGUAGGGCUGGUUAUUUUCCUGGUAUUUCUCUGGAGCUUUCGUCGCCGCACCAGAUCUAGAAGGAGGCAUUACCAUUGAGUUUAAAGAUACCUUGUUUACUGGACAUUAAACCUUGGUUUCAUGUUUGUUAUGGAACAAGGUGCUCCAAUACUAUAUUAAUUUAUCAACAGUUCUGAUUGGAUCAACAAAAAGCAUCAUGGAUUUCUCCUUCAUUUUUGCCCUUUUUUAAACCAAUGUCCCUAGAUUCGUCCAUUGCCACCAUUACAAAAACUAGAGCAGGCUGUUGGAGCUCAAGUAGAAGCAGAAAACUUUGAGAAAUUCCAAACAUUUUCAUUUCCUUGAGUCCUGCCAAAUUUAAGAUCAUUUUUUAUUUCUUCUCUUUAUUUCCCAUAACUCAAGAAUGCAAAUUAUUGACCAAAUGCUGCAAUCUUUAAUACUUCUUAGACCUCUGUAACCUUCUUUCUUACACCCACCAAAGCUUUCAUCCACUUGUCUUGCUCUUGCGACUCUUCGAUAGACUUAACAUUUUUGUUGCAUUCCAGUUCCUCUAAUCCAAAUUCUCCUCUUAUCUGCUUCGUUGGAAGCUUGAAGCAGCAAUGCCUGUGUCAUAGUCAUUUUAUAUCUGAUAUCUUACUUGAGGUGCAAUCAAUUGGAUAUUUCAUUUUGAUUGUGGGACUUGUAAUUUAUCUAUUAUCAUGUCUUUGUACAGUUGUUCGAUUCAGUUAAAGACUUGAAGUCUUGAAGGGGCUGGAUAUAGUAGAGUUACAACAUUGUUACUGUUGCAGUUUGUAAAUUCAGGACUUUCUAAGAAACUAAAUUGUGAAAUAUGGAUCAAUCCCGGGACAAGGGACCCACUGGUGAAAUUGUUGGCAGCACUAUGAUCAAAUAAGGAAAUAUAAAAAGCUGUUGAGA
Cajanus cajan (pigeon pea) is the source of this 1507-nucleotide messenger RNA. RefSeq names its product kinase C substrate, heavy chain-like protein. Lineage: Eukaryota; Viridiplantae; Streptophyta; Magnoliopsida; Fabales; Fabaceae. Gene Ontology annotation, biological process: N-glycan processing. The record is from RefSeq and is a predicted model, not a curated record. Gene Ontology annotation, cellular component: glucosidase II complex.